Puccinia graminis f. sp. tritici CRL 75-36-700-3 is the source of this 807-nucleotide messenger RNA. RefSeq lists its product as uncharacterized. Bases 1 to 807 code for a protein of 268 amino acids. The record is from RefSeq and is a predicted model, not a curated record. Gene Ontology annotation, cellular component: kinetochore; cytoplasm; nucleoplasm. NCBI's taxonomy places the organism in Eukaryota, Fungi, Basidiomycota, Pucciniomycetes, Pucciniales, Pucciniaceae. The transcript has 3 exons. Gene Ontology annotation, biological process: mitotic spindle assembly checkpoint signaling.
AUGAGCUCAGUACCAACAAGCAGACGAACGGCAGGAGGGACAGCCACCCGAGUCAGGCCGGCACGCACAGAAACUGCAAACAAAACUACUGCUACUGAUACAACUACUAAGACCAAAAAGAGAAUUAACUUGGCCGGAUCGACUGCAGUGAUCUCGGACUACUUCCAUUAUGCUAUCAAUUGCAUCCUCUUUCAACGCGCCAUUUACCAGCAGUCUGACUUCAAAAUGGUCAAGAAAUUCGGCCUUAACAUGAUGAUCGUCGAGGAUGAAUCGAUUGCUGAGUAUCUGAAGAAAAUCGUCGAUCAGGUUCGGGUGUGGUUAAUCGAAGGCAAGAUCACCCGACUAGUGCUAGUAAUCCAACAGAAGAGCGAUGGCGAGACGGUCGAACGAUGGGAGUUCGAUGUGACGGUGGAAGAGCCACCGAUCGACGACCCGAACAAUGUCUCUCAACCUUCUUCCCAAGCCCCUGCUUCCUCCUCUUCAAAAAAAGAUAAACAAGCUGGCAGUAAGACCAAGUCGAAAUCAUUGGCCGAGGUCCAACUGGACAUCCAGGAAAUCAUCCGGCAAAUCAUCUCUAGCGUCUCCUUUUUACCGAUCCCCACUGAACCACGAACAUUCAAAGUAUUAGCAUAUACUCAUUCAGUUGGACAAGAUGAAGCGACUGAAUGGAACGACAGCGACGCGUUUGAUAUCACUGAACGAGCUGAGCGGGUAUCUCCUCCUCCUUCAACCCCUGCUUCCUACUCAAGACUCUCGGAAAAACUCAAAUUGAUCAUCCCCGAUGCGCGUUUCUUUGUCAUAGGUUAA